AUGUCGAAGAAAAUUGUGGUGAAGCUGGAGGUGAACAGCGGUAAGGAUAAGCAGAAGGCCAUGAAGGCCGUCUCGGCGCUCGUCGGCAUAGACGCGCUGUCCGUGGACAUGGGCACCCGCAAGAUGACGGUGGUCGGCAUGGUGGACCCGGUGGACGUGGUGAGCAAGCUGCGCAAGGGGUGGUCGGCGUCCAUCGACUCGGUCGGCCCGGCCAAGGAGCCCGAGAAGGAGGGCGAGAAGAAGGACGGCGCCGACGCCAAGAAGGAAGGGGAGGGGGAGAAGAAGGACGGCGACGGCAAGGACGGGGCCAAGAAGGGCGACGGCGAGGCGAAGCCGCCGCAGCCGACGGAGGAGCAGCUCAUGGCCGAGUUCAUGAACCAGUACAGGUCGGCUUAUUCGGCCUACCACAACCCCUACAUGAACAGCCACUACGUGGUGCAGAGCAUGGAGGAGAACCCCAACUCCUGCACCAUCUGCUAA
This is a messenger RNA of Triticum turgidum subsp. durum (durum wheat), 480 nucleotides long. Lineage: Eukaryota; Viridiplantae; Streptophyta; Magnoliopsida; Poales; Poaceae. The record is from the annotation of a GenBank genome assembly.